AUGCUCAAAGUGUGUAUGAAUGUCACCGAUCAAUGCGAUUGUUUGGCUAUCGAGUGCCCAAUUGCCUAUUCGAACUCUGUGGAAGAAAAAGAGGCAUGCUACAUGGAGCAUUGCUUUAUUUCUAAACGAGCGCUGGAUGACGUCACACUUUACAAGGUCACUGCUCUCUACUUGGUGAUCUUCAUCAUUGGGGUAUUUGGUAACACUGCCACUUGUCUUGUCAUGAGGAAACACCCGAUGAUGAAAACUCAUACCAGUAUGUAUCUAAUCAACCUAGCUGUUUCGGAUCUUGUAACUCUUUGUGUUGGUCUACCAUUCGAGAUGAUGAUGAACUGGCAUCAAUACCCUUGGCCAUUUCCAGAUGUUAUUUGCAACUUGAAAGCGUUAAUUGCGGAAACUACGAGCUCUGUCUCAAUUCUGACUAUUCUGGUGUUUGCUAUCGAGCGAUAUGUAGCUGUGUGUCAUCCACUAUACCUUGUGAAAAAUCAAUUUUUCAAACGCAAUAUGAAAUCUAUUAUUGGACUGAGCUGGAUUGUGUCUAUUUUAUGUGCUACUCCGUUUGGAAUCUACCACAGAGCUGAUUAUCUCAUGAGAAGCUGGCCAGGAACGGAUGAUAAAAUACCGGUAAUCUCUUCAAAAAUGUGCAUGGUGGCGGUUAUGUUUGAGCCAAAGUUGGAGCCGACUUUUAAAGUUUUAUUCCACUUUUCGGCCAUCGCCUUUUUCGUGGUUCCCCUUUUGACAAUUCUAGUUCUCUAUGCUAGAAUCGCGUGCAAAGUGUCAAACAAUCGAACGAUCCAGGCGGGAGAAUUGGAUAUAACUGAAGAGCUGCAACUAAAAAUUAAUGCAAUUUUAUGUGCAAUAGUUUCCGCCUUCUUCAUUUGCUACCUUCCGUUUCAAUUCCAGCGCCUCCUGUUCUUUUAUUUGGAUAACGAGGUUAUUCUAGUUUGGAUCAAUCAAUAUGUCUACUUUAUUUCGGGAUUUCUGUUCUAUCUGGCCACCAUCAUCAAUCCAAUCGCCUACAACGUUGCAUCCAGUCGGUUUAGAAGAGCGUUCAAAGACAUUCUUUUUUAUUAUUGUUUUGGAAGAAAAUCAAAUGGCUAUCCUAGAAGUUCAUUCAGCAAGUACAGCUUGGCUCACACGCCUCUCCGUCAAGCAAUGUCAAAUCGUGUACCAAUCCUGGAUCCAAAAGUCAACGCUUGA
Messenger RNA from Caenorhabditis briggsae, 1200 nucleotides. RefSeq names its product Protein CBR-NMUR-1 (gene Cbr-nmur-1). Gene Ontology annotation, molecular function: neuropeptide receptor activity. The record is from RefSeq and is a predicted model, not a curated record. The coding region runs from base 1 to 1200 and encodes 399 amino acids. Lineage: Eukaryota; Metazoa; Nematoda; Chromadorea; Rhabditida; Rhabditidae. Gene Ontology annotation, biological process: neuropeptide signaling pathway. Gene Ontology annotation, cellular component: plasma membrane. The transcript is spliced from 11 exons.